This is a messenger RNA of Paramecium tetraurelia, 2076 nucleotides long. RefSeq lists its product as uncharacterized. Lineage: Eukaryota; Ciliophora; Oligohymenophorea; Peniculida; Parameciidae. The record is from RefSeq and is a predicted model, not a curated record. The transcript has 3 exons.
AUGAUUAAAACAUAUACCUUAUAAUUUGCUUCUCAGGAGAUAGAAGAAAUUUAUAGGUAAUCUCUAUUGACUGGCAUUAAACAUAGACGCGAAUAUACUUAUGGAAUAUUAAGUUUAUAUUUGGGAUUAAUAAUAAUAAAAUAUAAUUUGUAAGAGGUUUUGCUACCAUAAAUAUUUGCAGGAGUUGGUAUAGCAUUAGAACUGGCAUUAUUUUUCUUUAUGAAGAAAUAUUGGCAAAACAAAGAAAUCCUUAUCACCAUGAAUCUGAUUUUAAUGGCCACAAUAUGUGAAUGUCUGAGAUUGUUUGAGUCUUAAGAUUUUCUUUGGUAUUAGGGCUAACAUUCAUCCUGUCUUAAAUUAAUUAUUUAUUUAUAGGGAAGUUAGUUUUUAAUUUAAUCCUUCAUUUUCUGUUGCUCCUAAGCUGUAGCAAUUUAUAACUUAAGUCAAUAUGAUAUAUCUGCAAUCAUUUCUCACUGCCUUAUCACUUUGAUUCUAGUCAUGCUUCGUUAUCAAUACGAAAUUAUAAAUAGAAAGAACUUCCUAUCCGGACUUUCUAAAGAGCAAUAUGAAAAUGUGAUAGAAGACCUAUUACCAUCAUGGGUAGUCGUGCUUAAAUAUAACAAAUUAGCCUCCCAACUCUAAAUAGAAAAGAUCAAUAAAAAUCUUAAAGAAAAAUUCAAUCUUCAAAGCAAUGAAGCAUUAAGAGACUUUUUGAGAAAAUUAACCUUAUAUGAUUUUGAAGUAGCUGCCUAAUCUUCGACUAUAAAAAUAGAGCAUGAAAUAAUUUAGAUAUUAAAAUCUAAAAGUGAAGAUCACCCAGUGCAAAGAUACUUUGGAAAUUUGGAAAAGGAGGUCAAUUCAAAAUAACACAAAUUUAAAAUUACCUAGGUUUAUUUUAAAGCAUUCGAACCUUAAGUUAUUCUUUUAUUCGAAGAAAUUAAAGAAGACAAAUACGAUUAGUUCUUAAAUUAAAUUGAAUAAAGAGAUAUUCAGCAACAUCACAACUCCAAAGUAAGCCUAUUAUCAAUUUAUUAAUAAAUGUAACUCAUUUAGUAAGUUCAUACUUAAACCCAAAUGUCCACCUUUAUCAAAAAAGACUAAUCUUGUGCUAUUCAAUAAAAUUUGUAAAAAUUAAUGUAGCAAUGUUAUUAUUUAUACAAUCUUAAUAAUAAUUUGUCGAAUCUCUACAAAAUAUCCCACAGAUAGAUUAAAUAUGAAUUUUAAGAUUUGUAGACGGAAUAAUUUUUUAAGACUACUUGUGAUAAUUUGCUUAUUAAUUAUCAGUAGAGGAGGAUUGAUAUUACCAAUUUUUCAAUUAAAAAAGAGAUAAUCAGAACAGAUAAAAAUAAGUUAGUAUCCAUUAUUAUGAACUUAAUGGAAUUUAUGAAGAUUUUACUCUCAAUAAUAUACACAGAUGAGAGCAUUAUUUUUCAGAUUCAUCCAUUUAAGAAACCUUUUUCAUUAUCCAUAAAACAAUCAAAACUGCAAAAUGAUUCCAUUUUAAUAACUUUAACUCAUCCUAAUUUAAACAUUCCUAAUUCAAUUAUUAAUUUAAUCUAAAAUAUUUAGACAAUUUCAAUUGAUGAUAAAAAAAGAAAUUGGAACAACAAAAACUAUUAUGAUAUGAUCUCCAGUUUGAAUCAUACACUUUCUAAAAUGAUUGAUCACUAUAAAAAUGAUAUUUAAUCUCUUGCAACUAUAGGAGUAGAACUAUAAAAUAGCGGAUAACAGAAUAGAACUCAUCAACAUACUUAAUAGAAAUAAUUUAAUACAUUAGGAUUUAUUAUGGCAUAAUAUUUUAUUAGUCAAUUAGGUCCUUUUAAUAAAAUUAACUUCAAAUAAGCUCUUAUAGAGAAUGAUAUCUUGAAUCCCUAAUACAUUUCGGCCCUUUAUCAAACUAAGAUUCAAUUUACAAUUUAUAAGGACUUGCAAAAUUUUUCAAGAGAAAUUUCAAAAUUAGAAGGAAAUAAUCUGGAUGAGAAUUUGUUUUUUUCACAAAAAAAAUAUAAUAAUUAGCAAAUAACAGAUAGACUAUUUCAAAUUAAUUUUGAGGAUUAGUAAAAGAAUAUAUUUUGA